Dryobates pubescens (Downy woodpecker) is the source of this 1770-nucleotide messenger RNA. RefSeq names its product 5-hydroxytryptamine receptor 3A. The coding region runs from base 1 to 1737 and encodes 578 amino acids. Gene Ontology annotation, biological process: regulation of membrane potential; chemical synaptic transmission; monoatomic ion transmembrane transport. Gene Ontology annotation, cellular component: synapse; postsynaptic membrane; neuron projection. The transcript has 11 exons. Gene Ontology annotation, molecular function: neurotransmitter receptor activity; transmembrane signaling receptor activity; extracellular ligand-gated monoatomic ion channel activity. The record is from RefSeq and is a predicted model, not a curated record. NCBI's taxonomy places the organism in Eukaryota, Metazoa, Chordata, Aves, Piciformes, Picidae.
AUGCGCGGCCGCUCGGUUCCGGCCCCGGUGGAGGCCGCCCGAGGUCCCAGCGCCCACCGGCCCCGCAGUUCCGCCGCGGGCUCCGGGCUCUGCCCGCCACUUCCCCAGCACUGCCAGCAGCUGGCAGCUUCGUGGGGCACCGGCACCUACAGCACAUGGAAACGCAGACAGACGGACACUCGGUAUAGCAGGGUGCAAGAAUGGGGCCAGGAGCUGGAGGUGGGCAGGAGGGACACAGCAUCUGGGAGCCAGCGUGGCAGCAGCACAACAGCCAUCACAGCCAUGACACCCACCACACCCAUUGCUCUCGGGGUGCUCCUGGCCCUGCUGCCUCUUGCCUCCACGCUGCAGAGCCGAGGUACCCGCAGGGGGGACCUGACGCCGGAGCCUGCUGAACCUGCCCUGCACCGGCUGAGCCACUACCUGCUGGCACACUACCAGAAGGGCACCCGGCCUGUGCAGGACUGGCGAAAGACCACCAAUGUGGCCAUUGACCUCAUGGUCUAUGCCAUUCUCAGCGUGGAUGAGAAGAACCAGGUGCUGACCACCUAUAUCUGGUACAGACAGCACUGGACAGAUGAGUUCCUUCGGUGGGACCCGGCGCACUUUGACAACGUGACACAGCUCUCCCUCCCGGUGGAGAGCAUCUGGGUGCCUGACAUCCUCAUCAACGAGUUCGUGGACGUCGGGAAGUCCCCCCACGUCCCCUAUGUCUAUGUUGACCACCACGGGGAGGUGCAGAACCUCAAACCCAUCCAAGUGAUGACCGCUUGCAGCCUGGACAUCUACAACUUCCCCUUCGACGUCCAGAACUGCUCUCUCACCUUCACCAGCUGGCUGCACCACAUCCGUGACAUCAACCUCUCGCUGUGGCGGCAGCCGGAGCUGGUCAAGUUCGACCGGAGCGUCUUCAUGAACCAGGGCGAGUGGGAGCUGCUCUACGUCCUCAGCCACUUCCAGGAGUUCAGCGUCAAGAGCAGUGACAGCUAUGCUGAGAUGAAGUUCUAUGUAGUCAUCCGGAGACGCCCCCUUUUCUACACUGUCAGCCUGCUGCUCCCCAGCAUCUUCCUGAUGGUUAUGGACAUCGUGGGCUUCUAUCUGCCUCCCAACAGUGGUGAGAGGGUCUCUUUCAAGAUCACUCUCCUGCUGGGCUACUCAGUUUUCCUCAUCAUCGUAUCUGACACGCUGCCAGCUACUGCUGUUGGCACCCCGCUGAUAGGCAUCUACUUCGUGGUGUGCAUGGCACUGCUGGUCAUCAGUCUGACCGAGACCAUCCUGAUAGUGCGCCUGGUGCACAAACAGGACCUGCAGCCCCAUGUGCCCCCAUGGGUGAAGCACCUGCUGCUGGAGCAAGCCACUGUCCUGCUCUGCAUCCGGGACAGGACUGCAUUCAUCCAGAGCAGGACGCAGAGCAUGGACAUCUCUGGGCAGGCAGAGAACAAUGACAGCACAGCAAAGCUGAACCCCUACAGCUGUGAGGACCCUCGGGAGCGUGAGGCAACAGGGGACACAAGGGCCAGGCUGGCAGAGGGCUCCCCACUGGUGCUGGGGGUCCUACGUGAGAUCACUGCCAUCCGCCGCUUCCUGGAGAAGCGUGAGGAGUUCCGUGAUGUUGCCCGCGAGUGGCUCCAAGUGGGCUACGUGCUGGACGUCCUGCUUUUCCGGGCAUACUUGGUGGCAGUCCUGGCCUACAGCAUCACACUGGGCACCCUGUGGUCGGUGUGGCGGGAUGCCUGAGUGGCCCCCGCCGGUGGGGACAGGACCAGGAAG